Daphnia carinata is the source of this 4418-nucleotide messenger RNA. RefSeq names its product inositol hexakisphosphate and diphosphoinositol-pentakisphosphate kinase-like. Gene Ontology annotation, molecular function: inositol hexakisphosphate kinase activity; 5-diphosphoinositol pentakisphosphate 1-kinase activity; diphosphoinositol pentakisphosphate kinase activity. The coding region runs from base 257 to 4174 and encodes 1305 amino acids. The transcript is spliced from 24 exons. Gene Ontology annotation, cellular component: cytosol. Lineage: Eukaryota; Metazoa; Arthropoda; Branchiopoda; Diplostraca; Daphniidae. The record is from RefSeq and is a predicted model, not a curated record. Gene Ontology annotation, biological process: inositol metabolic process; inositol phosphate biosynthetic process.
UCUAAAAUAUUUCCUUCUUUGUUAUUGUACUCGUGAACUCAUAUCUGAGAUAGCCGUGAAGUAAAAUAUUCAUUCUUGUAUGUUUGAAUUGUUUUGAAAUAUUCUCCUCCACAGAUUUUCCUUCCCACGUUGUUUUUCCGUGUUCUAAAAUUUCCAAUAUUAGUUUAAAUUCCUGUUACUCACAGAAAGUUGUUCAGAAUUCCAAUCAUAUGUGGUUUGUUUACAAUGGCAGCGUGUUCUUGGCUGAGCAAAUAACAUGUCGUAUAAAGAACUAGAAGUGGGAUAUCAAGGCUUAAAGGCAGCUUCAUUCUACAUCGGUGACGAGUCGGAAGGAGUUGGUCUUGUGUUAGCGAACGACGGGCUUGGAGGAGACACACUUCCCACAACCUAUGAAUACGUCUAUACGUCAGCUAGCUCACCAACGAGAACUUUUCACCCAAACUGCCCCAUCUGCCUACAGAAGGGUGAAGAAUGCCAAGAAUGUCCUGACGGGUUAUUCAACGAUCUGGAUCCUCUCUUGGGAAGAAUGGAAAAGGAACAUCUUGACACCGGUAAGCAGGUCGUGGCAGGCAUCUGCGCCAUGGCCAAAAAGUCCAAUUCAAAACCGAUGAGAGAAAUUUUGGCGAGGCUCGACGAGUUCGAUUAUAUUAAAACCAUUAUUUUCCCUGAAGAGACCAUCCUCAAGGAACCGGUUGACAAAUGGCCGGUAUGCGACUGUUUAAUAUCGUUUCAUUCGAAAGGUUUUCCACUUGACAAAGCUGUGGCAUACGCUGAACUUGUCCGUCCUUUUACUGUCAAUAAUUUGCGAAAGCAGUUCGAUUUGCAGGAUCGUAGAAAAGUUUAUGGAAUCCUGCGACGGGCAGGAAUCGCAUUACCUCGUUUCGCGAUUCUCGAUCGAGACUCUCCUGAUCCUAGUCAACAUUCACUGAUCGAAUCAGAGGAUCACGUGGAAGUUAACGGUGUUGUCUUUAACAAACCCUUCGUUGAGAAGCCCAUUUCGGCAGAAGAUCACAAUAUUUACAUUUACUACCCAACUUCGGCAGGCGGUGGAUCCCAGCGUUUAUUCCGCAAAAUUGGAAGUCGAAGCAGCGUCUACUCUCCCGAGUCCAAAGUACGCAAGACGGGAUCUUAUAUUUAUGAGGAUUUCAUACCGACUGAUGGUGCUGACGUCAAGGUUUACACUGUUGGGCCAGAUUAUGCUCACGCAGAAGCCCGCAAAUCUCCCGCGCUCGAUGGGAAGGUGGAGCGCGAUCAUGAAGGCAAAGAAAUUCGAUAUCCCGUGAUUCUGUCCAAUCACGAAAAACUUAUUGCUCGCAAAGUAUGCCUAGCUUUUAAUCAAACAGUCUGCGGCUUUGAUCUCCUAAGGGCUAAUGGGAGGUCGUUCGUGUGCGACGUCAACGGCUUUAGCUUUGUCAAGAAUUCGGCGAAAUAUUAUGAUGAUUGUGCUAGGAUUAUGGGGAAUAUGAUUCUUCGUCGUUUGGCGCCUACCUUGCAUAUUCCAUGGGCCCUUCCAUUCCAACUCGACGACCCACCGAUAGUGCCUACAACAUUUGGAAAAAUGAUGGAACUGCGAUGUGUGGUGGCUGUCAUACGCCACGGAGAUCGAACUCCAAAGCAAAAAAUGAAAAUGGAAGUCCGACAUCCUAGGUUUUUUGCUCUAUGGACAUCCUACGAGUCAGAGGUCAAUGGACGCCAUUUAAAAUUGAAAAAACCCGCACAACUGCAGGAGGUGCUUGAUAUAGCGCGAUUUCUGUUGUCAGAGGUAGAAGCUGGAUCAGCUGAUCGAGAACUAGAAGAAAAGCGUGGGAAAUUAGAGCAACUCAAAACUGUUCUUGAAAUGUAUGGCCACUUCUCAGGAAUCAAUCGGAAAGUGCAACUUAAAUAUCAGCCACGAGGCAGACCUCCAUCCGGCUGCAGCGAGGAAGACACGCACAAAGAACCUUCUUUGCUUCUCAUACUGAAAUGGGGCGGAGAAUUGACUCCGGCCGGAAGAGUUCAAGCAGAAGAGCUUGGUCGCAUUUUCCGAUGCAUGUAUCCAGGAGGUCAAGGCAAUCAAGGUUUGGGAUUGCUCCGUCUACAUUCAACAUAUCGCCAUGAUUUGAAAAUCUAUGCCUCUGACGAAGGCCGUGUGCAAAUGACAGCAGCUGCCUUUGCAAAAGGCCUCUUAGCACUCGAAGGAGAGCUAACUCCCAUCUUGUUUCAAAUGGUGAAAUCCGCCAAUACAAACGGAUUACUCGACAACGAUGGCGAAGCCUCGAGUCUCCAACACAUGGUGAAAUCGCGUCUUCAAGAAUUACUGCAGAUGGACCGUGAAUUAACUGCGAAUGAACAUCGCGAGAUUAAUCCGUGCGGGGCACGAUCAAUCGAAGCUGCUCUUCACGUUAUUGGAAAUCCGGUUCAGUGUUGCGUUAAAGUUUAUGAACUAGUUAGCAAGCUAGUCGAAAUCGUUCGGGCUAAACGCGACGAUCCGAAAACAAAAAAUGGGGUGUUGUAUCAUGGCGAAACGUGGGAACUGAUGGCGCGGCGAUGGGGCAAAUUAGAAAAAGAUUUCAAACUACGUGAAGAUCGCCUCGAAUUUGACAUUUCCAAAAUUCCCGACAUCUACGACUGUAUCAAAUACGACAUCCAGCACAAUCAAGCAGCACUUAAUUAUUUUCCUUCAUUCAGGUUUAAUCAUGCCCAAGAACUUUACAUGCUCGUUAAGGCCCUCGCUGAUGUAGUAAUACCUCAGGAAUACGGUCUCACAGACCAAGAUAAAUUGGCCAUUGGACAAGGCAUCUGCAAUCCUUUGAUGCGGAAAAUUCGUGCAGAUUUGCAGCGGAACAUCGAAGAAGAUUUGCCAAUGGCGGACGAAUCUGUUAACCGCCUUGAUCCAAGGUAUUCACACGGUGUUUCGAGCCCAGGUAGGCACGUCCGCACACGUUUGUAUUUUACCAGCGAAAGCCAUAUACAUUCGCUAUUGACCGUUCUACGUUUCGGAGGCUUAGUUGAGGGCGGCGAAGGAGCUGACGAACAAUGGCGUCGUGCUAUGGAAUAUGUUAGUCAGAUAUCAGAACUCAACUACAUGUCCCAAGUUGUUAUCAUGCUUUACGAGGACCAAUCAAAAGAUCCGACUUCAGAACAACGCUUCCACGUAGAAUUACACUUUUCGCCCGGUGUUAAUUGCUGUGUUCAGAAAAAUUUGCCACCUGGACCGGGAUUCCGGACCCACCAUCGAAAUGACAAUUCGACUGACAUCUCCCCGAACAAGUGCUGUCCUACCACGCUUCCACCCGGGGCUUCGAAUUCCGUGUGUUCGCCGAAUUGCACUCGGAUUGAAGAAGAAGAUCUUGACAUCGGGGAUGUCAUCGACCACGCAGAUCAACCAAAAUACGCGUCGCUUAAUUUACACGUCCCAUUGCGUACAUCAAGAGCGUCUCCUGGUUCUGACAGUCCGCCAAUCACUCCACCCAAUACUUUAAAAAUCCCCGCCAAAAUAUCCGAACCUAUUCCGAUAAGGAAUUCUCCAUCAGGAAGGAACCCUCUAGAAAGUCCUAAUUUGAGCUUUCCACCAGCCUCUAAUUCAUCUCCAUCGCUGAUGGAUGCACCCGGUUGUCUCAUGAUCAACAGCACCAAUAGUAGCUGUGCAAGCCAGCAUACUCCGCCACGCACCUACCGAGUCAUGAAGUCCCCCGAUUUUGAACCUCAACAGGGUCCUCGAGCGAAAGCCCAUACCAUCAGUGGGGUUGGCGUUACCGCCCCGACUAGGUGCCUAGAUCUCGAUGAAGAUCAAGAUUCGAUGCGACGUCAUCGCCAUUCGAUUCCUGGCCAUCUGAAUGUAUUGAUGACUCAACGACAAACUGUGAUUGGCAAACGGAAGCUCAGCCAACAUCAACAGCAUCAACAUCCAGCCCUGUUUAGCACAGCCGUUAUCAGUGGAAGUUCUAGUGCACCUGAAUUGACGGCCAUCUUACCCACAACAGGGGCUGCCAUGGGCCUUGGCUUGGCCAGCUUGGCGGCCAUAGAUCCUUGCGCCUCAGUGGGCGUACCGGCCAUCCGUCCACUAGAGACUCUUCACAACGGGCUGUCUUUAAAUCAACUGGAUCAAUUCCUUGGACGGAUGACUACAUUACAGCUUCCUCUGAAUAGUCCAUCACCUGGAGUGGUCAUCAGUAAUCCAUUCAAAGAUUUCUAAGUUAAUAUUAAGUUUUUAGCGGCAAAAUAAUGUUGGAGUUGUUUAAUUCAUUGAUGUUAGAUAUUUUGAUGUUUCAUAGCUUUGUUAUUUCAGAAACCAGUUCUGCCACGUAGUUCCAAUGACGAUGGUGCAUUUUUUUCCUCUAGGCGCUAUUUCGAAAUGUCUUGUUCUUGAGUUAUUCAAUUAGGAUAUUCUGAUUUGUUCUUGUCUUAGAUUUUUUGUUUAGCAUUUAACAAAAGAAGAA